This is a messenger RNA of Solanum stenotomum, 1071 nucleotides long. Its product is annotated as transcription factor MYB77-like. Gene Ontology annotation, biological process: regulation of DNA-templated transcription. Gene Ontology annotation, cellular component: nucleus. The record is from RefSeq and is a predicted model, not a curated record. Lineage: Eukaryota; Viridiplantae; Streptophyta; Magnoliopsida; Solanales; Solanaceae. The coding region runs from base 1 to 1071 and encodes 356 amino acids. Gene Ontology annotation, molecular function: RNA polymerase II cis-regulatory region sequence-specific DNA binding; DNA-binding transcription factor activity, RNA polymerase II-specific. The transcript has a single exon.
AUGGAAACAUCGAAGAAAACAAGUAUGAUCAAGCGUCGAUGGAAUCUUGAAGAGGAUGAACUAUUGCAGAAUCUAGUGAAGGAACAUGGAGCAGAGAACUGGUCUCUUAUUGGCCAAUUGAUUUCAGGUCGAUCUGGAAAAUCGUGUAGGUUCCGGUGGUGUAAUCAGCUUAAUCCUCAGGUGGAGCAUCAACCUUUUACUCUUGAAGAAGAUAAUACUAUUAUCAGUGCUCAAGCCAAAUUAGGUAACCGAUGGGCUAAGAUAGCUCGUUUGUUACCAGGUCGAACAGAUAAUGCGAUAAAAAAUCGUUGGAAUUCCACCCUUAAACGGAAGCGCGCUUCGAUGUCAGAAGAUUUGACAUUGGAAAAUCCUCAACAUCCGUUGAAGAAAUCUUUGAGUAUCGGGGCGGGUAAAAAUCCAGGUAUUCCAUAUAGAUCUGAUCAGAGCAAUUUAGGUUUUGAUAGGUUCCCUCAGUUGUGUCUGUAUCCGCACGUUGCCCUAUUGGGUCGAAUUUCACCUCUUUCAGCAUUUUCACCUGUAAUACCCGAUCCAUUGGUAUUUCUGAGUCUACCAAGUUUUGAUUUAAGCAAUUUGGGUUUAUCUUGGUGCCCUCAGUUGAGUCUUUAUCCUCCUACUACACUAGGUAAAAUUUUGCCUCUUUUAUCAGUUUCACCAAUAAUGCCUGAACCAUCAACAUCUCUGAGUCUAUGUGUAUCUGAUAUGAACAAUUUAGGUUUAUCUAGGUUACCUCAGUUGAUUCUUUAUCCGCCCAGUGCCCCACUAGGUGAAAUUUUGACUCUUUCAUCAUCUGCACCAGUAAUCCCUGCUCCAUCAACAGAUCUGAGUCUCUUUUUACCUGGAUUGAGGUCUACCAAGUACUUGAAUCCGGUGAAUCAAAUCGAGCAAAUAGGUCAACCAACACCUAUAUCGGCAUCUAAGCCGACUUCAUCGAAUUUUAUGCCCCAAAUUUCAAUAACUCAGAGUGGAAAUGUUGGUCGCAAAUAUGGAGAAACUACUGUUGAGCCCAAAUAUUUUGAUAGAUUUGCAACACAUGAUACAAAAAGAAGUUAA